Messenger RNA from Ceratitis capitata (Mediterranean fruit fly), 744 nucleotides. RefSeq lists its product as uncharacterized. Lineage: Eukaryota; Metazoa; Arthropoda; Insecta; Diptera; Tephritidae. The record is from RefSeq and is a predicted model, not a curated record. The transcript is spliced from 4 exons. Bases 45 to 500 code for a protein of 151 amino acids.
CAAGGACAUGUGUGCGCAGUGAUGGUCUGGCUCAAGGGUCUGCAAUGCAAAAGAAGCAAAUGUGUAUAUUCCAUGUACAUGUAAUGAAAAAGGGUUUUGACUUUGCAAAUCGCAAAAGAAACAAAUGCAGCUUGUUUAAGCGCAUAGUUUUUCUUGGAAAUAUCACAAAAUAUACAUACAAAAGAGAAGGUGGGACAACUUCAUUAAAAAGAUAUUCAUCGAGCACAAAGAACCACCAAGGAGCAAAUCGAAUACCCCCAAAAGACGAAGAGGCUGGUUUUCGGGAUGAAAUAACUUGCUUCAUGUGCUCAACGAAACAGAACAUUGAAUGCUUUGAGAUUGUGACGAAAGUCGCUGCAGGAUUUACUGAAAGUGAAAGCAAGGCCGUGACGAAAGUGAAAUCAAAGGCAAAAAGGAAAUGUUAUGCGAAAAAUUACAAAAAUCAUGCUUUGCUGUUCGUUGGCACAUUUAAGCCGCUUUGGGAACUAGAACAGCCGUAGCACUCACUUGCCAACAUACAAAUUUAACAUCGCUUUCCAUUUUCACUGCAGCAUUUGAGAUGAACACUUGAGAGACCGUUAAAUGCUUCCGCUACAAGAAUUCAUCAACAGCUUUUAUAUGAUGUUUUAUCUACGUUUGCACACAAGUGUAAUGUGCACGGAAUAAAAAAGGAAAAAUUAUUGAUUUAAGAGAACUGGACGAAAAGAAGCAGUUAUGUGGUAUAUGAAUUUAACGGUAAAUAAG